UCUCAUCCAGAAAUGAACACGACGAUCUGGAUUGUGGAUAGCUAUGAAGAAGCUCUCGCCAAGAACAUUGUGACUGUUUGCCUUGGAUUUAUCAUUAAUGUCAUUAACGGCAUGCUAGUAGUGACUUUCUUCUCCAAUUCAACAUUUUCAAGAGACUCCAGAUACAUCUUAUACAUUCACCUAGUAAUCAAUGACAUGCUCAUGAUAUGUGUAUCAGUGGCACUGUAUGUGUUGACCUACGCUUCACCAGUAGUAAACGCUUCAUUGUGCUGUAUGCUGGAAACCCUUGGUAGAGUCACUUUCAUGAUCACUCCUUUGAAUCUGGCCGGUAUGGCCAUCGAACGCUUCAUUGCUGUCUGUAAACCACUGCAUCACUCUCAGAUCUGCACACCACAACGAACGCAUUUAUUUAUAUGCUUUCUAUGGGGUUUAGGAGCUACACAUUCAAUGGUUGAUAUCAUUAUUCUGUUUAUAACUCAAUCGUUAUCUUUCUUCAGGUCAUUGAUAUCUUGCUACCCAACAUAUGUGUUCCCUACCAAGGCUCAUAAAGACCACACCACUGCUUCACAGGUCAUAUAUAUGUCAAUGGUGUGGGUCAUUGUAAUUUAUACUUAUUUCAGAGUCAUGUUUGCUGCCAGAAAGGCCGUUUCAAAGGGUUCAGCAAACAAAGCUCGCAGUACGAUUUUACUGCAUGGUGUCCAGUUAAUUCUUUGUAUGCUUUCCUAUGUCACACCUUUUAUGUACACUGUGAUUAUACCGCUUUUUCCUCUACAGAGAACUAAGAUAACCUUCUGUAUUUUUGUGUUCACAAAUAUUAUGCCAAGAUUACUGAGCCCUUUGAUAUAUGGAGUCAGAGACCAGAAGUUUGUGAAGCAAAUGAAGGAAUACUUUACAUGUAAGGUUUUUAUUGUGAAGAUUGUGCCAUCAAAAUUAUGA
This is a messenger RNA of Danio aesculapii, 936 nucleotides long. Its product is annotated as odorant receptor 131-2. Gene Ontology annotation, molecular function: G protein-coupled receptor activity. Lineage: Eukaryota; Metazoa; Chordata; Actinopteri; Cypriniformes; Danionidae. The record is from RefSeq and is a predicted model, not a curated record. Gene Ontology annotation, cellular component: membrane. The coding region runs from base 13 to 936 and encodes 307 amino acids. The transcript has a single exon. Gene Ontology annotation, biological process: G protein-coupled receptor signaling pathway.